UCUUCUUCUUCUUCUUCUUCUUCUUCUUCUUCUUCUUCUUCUUCUUCAAUACUACUAUCACCAUCUCUCUUCAACACCAGUCUUCUAGCGACGGUGGCGCCGGCGCCUCGGCCGCUUUCCUCUUCGGGCGCCGGCGGCUUCCUUUCAUUGAACUCUACUUUUUCUCUUUUACUUUUCUUUGAAACCGGUUCCAUUCCCGCCUCUCUCGAUUUUUCCCCUCCUCCUCAACUCACGCGAUCUCGUCCCUCGCCUGGAACACAUAUAUAAACCCGACGUCCGCCUGUUCUGUUCUGUUCUGUUGUUGUUGUCAUAUAUCAUUACUCUUUCUUUCUUUCUUCCUCCUCUCCCCUCACUCACAGAUUUCUAUCUACAAUGCCAUCCAUUCGCGCCCCUCCAUCAUACUCCCCUGUCCUGCUCCCGGCGAAGCCCGAGCCUCGUCGCGGAUCCUCGCCCGCGCGCGCGGUCGUCUCGGCCGCAAAGACCGCUCCCGCGCCCCUCCCCCCGCUGAUCUGCUACGGCACGCGCGAGCAGUCAACGGGAGCCCUCCUCUCCGGCCUACUCUUCCUCUACGUCAACGCCUACGCCGUCCCCAUGUCGUCCGUCACCCUCGAGCUCGUCCAGGAGAUCUCGUUCAAGCGGCCGGUCUCGCCCUCCUGCAAGUCCUGUAUCAAGCAGACCAACGUGCUCAAGCGGUGGGACCUGCUCUCGCACGACACCACCCUCCCGCGAUCAGAGUACGGGUACCCGUUCUCGCACCUGCUCCCGGGCGACAUGCCUGCCUCGACCGCCUCCGCGCUCGUCGGCAUCUCCUACCACCUGCGCGCGGUCGCCGUGCCGCUCGCCAAAGACCUCCGGCCGAUCACCCUCGUGCGGUCGAUCUCGGUCUUUCGCUCUGUGCCCUCGACCGACAUCCGCCGCUGUCUGCGCGUGUUCCCACCUACUCUCCUCAACGUCACUGCCUCCCUGCCCGCGAUCUGCUUCCCAAAGUCAGAGUUAAAUCUCACCCUGCAAGUCAACAACCUCGUGAACCGCGAGAAGCGCACGCGGUGGACGCUGCGCAAGCUCAACUGGGUGCUCAACGAGACGGCAAAGACCAAGCAGUCGGUGUGCAAGAACCACAUGUCUUCCACGACGCCGCUCGACGACGUGCGGGGGAUUUCCUCGGGCGAGAUCCGUCGGGGAUGGAAGACUGAUUUCUCAAACGACGGCCAGAUCGAGCUUGAGGUUCCUGUGUCGACGUUUGCCGACGAAGUCAGUCUACCGGUCGCCUGCAACGUUGCCGUGCCGGACAUUGGCUUCUCGGUUGAGCAUUUGCUUGUUGUCGAGAUGCUGGUUUCGGAGGAACAUCUGCCUGCGACAGGCCAGCACGCUACGACGCCUACAGGAGCGGCGCGGAUUCUGCGGAUGCAGUUUGCUGUCGAUCUGACUGAGCGGGGCGGGCUGGGAAUCUCGUGGGACGACGAGGUGCCGCCUACCUAUGACGAUGUGCCGAUCUCGCCGCCUGGGUAUGACUACAUUGACACCAACCAGGAUGUCGAGCACAUGGUCAUGUAGUGAUAUGAAUCUUCUUUAUUGUUGUUAAUUGUUUAAUGAGGCGUUUGGGACCUGGAUUGUUUUUGUUUCUGUUUCUGUUUGUUUGAUAACCGGCGUUAGAGUACUAAAAAUGCUGGCACAAAAUGUUUUCUUGUUAGUUUUGCUAUCAUUAGUUAUGCAAGGGAAAAUAGUCAUCUAUAAUAUCAUUAAUCACCACA
This is a messenger RNA of Myxozyma melibiosi, 1751 nucleotides long. RefSeq lists its product as uncharacterized. Gene Ontology annotation, cellular component: cytosol; plasma membrane; cytoplasm. NCBI's taxonomy places the organism in Eukaryota, Fungi, Ascomycota, Lipomycetes, Lipomycetales, Lipomycetaceae. The coding region runs from base 373 to 1554 and encodes 393 amino acids. The record is from RefSeq and is a predicted model, not a curated record. Gene Ontology annotation, biological process: ubiquitin-dependent endocytosis. Gene Ontology annotation, molecular function: ubiquitin protein ligase binding; protein-macromolecule adaptor activity. The transcript is spliced from 2 exons.